AUGCCACUGUUGGUCGGAUUGUUGGAUGCCUCGGCUAUCAGGCGUAGUAUCGACAGCCCGGAGGACGCAUACUCGGAACCAAGGAUUGACCUGGAGGAGUUGGCCGCGAAGAGGCUUGCAGGCGGAGGCCUGCUAGAUUCUGUAGCGAAUAUGGCCAAUUCAAUACUAGGAGCAGGCAUCAUUGGUCUCCCAUACGCUGUUCGCCAAGCCGGUUUCUUCGUUGGGCUCGUCCUGCUGGUCGUCCUGUGCGGUGUCACCGACUGGACCAUUCGUUUGAUUGUGCUCAAUGCGAAGCUGAGCGGUCAGAACUCGUACAUCGGAAUCAUGAAUCACUGUUUUGGUUCAAGCGGCCGAGCUGCAGUGUCAUUCUUUCAGUUCGCAUUUGCGUUCGGAGGCAUGUGUGCUUUUGGUAUCAUCAUCGGUGAUACAAUACCCCAUGUCAUUCGCUCAGUAUUUCCCAACCUAUACCGUGUCCCCGUCCUGAACCUCCUCGCCAACCGGCAAUUCGUUAUCGCUCUCUGUACAAUAUGCGUCUCCUACCCGCUCUCCCUCUACCGUGAUAUCCACAAGCUGUCGCGCGCAUCCGGAUUGGCACUGAUAGGCAUGCUCAUCAUCGUCACCUCCGUUCUCAUAGAGGGCCCCCACGUACCCGAGGAGUUGAAGGGCAACCCCAAUGCACGUUGGACAUUUCUGGGUGACGGGGUAUUUCAGGCUAUUGGCGUCAUCAGCUUCGCUUUUGUCUGCCACCAUAACUCGCUAUUGAUAUAUGGGAGCUUGCGCACACCAACAUUGGAUCGGUUCAACAAGGUCACGCAUAUCUCGACGGCGAUCUCCCUAGUCGCUUGUUGCACGCUAGCGAUAUCUGCAUACAUCGUCUUCACGGACAAGACGCAAGGCAACAUACUGAACAACUUCGGGUUUAAUGAUACCUUAAUCAAUGUUGCGAGAUUCUGCUUUGGACUCAACAUGUUCACGACGCUCCCCCUGGAGCUGUUUGUCUGUCGAGAGGUGAUCGAGCAAUACUUUUUCGACCGCGAGCCGUUCCACAUGCAACGUCACGUCUUCUUUACCACCUCUAUCCUUUGUUCCUCCAUGAUCAUUGCCCUCGUUACCUGCGAUCUCGGCGUCAUGCUCGAAAUAACAGGCGGAGUGUCCGCAACCGCGCUCGCGUUCAUCUUCCCAGCAACGUGCUACAUCAAGCUCUCGGCGCCCCACGAACCUUGGUACUCGCGCUCAAAGCUGCCCGCGGUCGCAUGCGCGUCUUUCGGCGUCGUCGUCCUCUGCAUAUCACUCUUCCUCGCACUUGGCAAGGCCUGGACUCCCGCGGGGCGCGCAACCAUCUGUAUCUGA
Messenger RNA from Dichomitus squalens LYAD-421 SS1, 1350 nucleotides. RefSeq names its product AAAP amino acid permease. Lineage: Eukaryota; Fungi; Basidiomycota; Agaricomycetes; Polyporales; Polyporaceae. Gene Ontology annotation, biological process: amino acid transmembrane transport. Gene Ontology annotation, molecular function: amino acid transmembrane transporter activity. The record is from RefSeq and is a predicted model, not a curated record. The coding region runs from base 1 to 1350 and encodes 449 amino acids. The transcript is spliced from 5 exons. Gene Ontology annotation, cellular component: endoplasmic reticulum.